AUGGAGGUCCUGGAAAGGUGGCUGAGCAGCAAAGUGGAGGAGCUGAGAAGGUGCCCAGAUGAAGACGAGAAAAAGACCCUGAGACUCCGCUUCACGAAGUUCCUGGAUCUUGCGGAUGGAAAGAUCGAGAAGCAGGAGCCGGUCUCGGAGAAGACUGGCAUUGUCAAGGCCUCUGAGUGGGAGGUUUUGCGGGAUGGCAGCCGCAGAGCAGCAGCUUCAGUGGGCAUGCCAAUAAGGCCGCGACAGUUCCUGGACUUGCCCCUGGAAAAUGCUGUGGAGAUCGAAGACUCAGUGCCAGACUUGAUGUCACAGACCAGUGGGUACAGGCUUCUGCUACGUACCGAAGAAGUGUGGAAAUUGCUGGCACUGCGAACCCAGUACUGCAACUGGUACACCCGACUGAGCGAAGGGAACACGAAGGACAUCGCCACCGAUUGGCAGAUCGACUUCUGGAUCCACCUGGUUCGGCCCCAGAGUUACAAGGGCCAAAAAAACCUGGAGACCUCCGUGAGGAUCAACUUCGAAGGUAUGACCUUCUUGGGUUUCUUCUUCACAGCUGGCAGCUCUCUGCAGGGGCGAUCUUGCAAGCCUGAGCUGCAGAAGUCCACGCUGCGAACUCUGGAACUUUUCCUUGAGACUUUUGUACCUGGCGACAUCACCUUGCAGCUGCUCCCCCAGGUGGCUGCAAGCGCCAUGGCUGCAAACCGCCGUGACACGGGCGACCGUGAACCUCGAGCAAUGGACCCGGACCCUCCAGUUCUUGGGCUGGUUCGGGAGGUGGUCCAAAUGCAGAGCAUUUCCUUCACAUGUCCAGAAGCUCCAAGCAGGCAGCUAGGCUCCAUCAUCAGUGUGGACGGCCGUACGCUCCAACGGGAAGCCAAGCCGAAGUCCAUCUUCGCUUUGCAGCGAUUCCUGGCCAAGCCUGCCGGGUUCAUGAACAGAUCCGACGACAACACGCUCGAGAGCUUGGGCCUGUCGGAGAUCCUUGUGUCUCAUGCUCACAGGCUGAGCUGCGAUGUUCUUUUCCACUUCUGGAACAAAAGCUUCGAUCAGCUUAGUCGGGUGGUUGUAGAAAAGCAGAACUGCAAGAGUGUCCUCCUGAUGUCUGAUGCCUCUCCCAAAGGGAAGCUGGAUGACUCUCGGCUGGAUUUCCUGCAUGGUCUGGUGCCCCAUUCUCUUUGCCGGCGACCUGGCCGUGCUGGGCCCCUUGCAAAAGAUGUCGGCACUUUUGCCGAGCACACCGUGAGCGACACGGUGAAGAUGAAGGAAGCCCAACGAGUGGCCGACAACUUCGCAGCCCAGUCUGUAGAGCCGAACCCGGGGAGAAACAAGAAAUUGCCAAAGGUCCUCGGCCUCAUCAGACAACGACGUCUCGCUGCGAGGGAGGAAGUGCAGGCUGUCAUGCACAUACUCAGUCUUGCAGGCCUCGACUUCCGGCUGUCCGAAAGGCAGCUGAGGCCCCCAGACCUGAGGAAUGGCGAGAUCCGCCUGACGGAUGCAUCUUUGGGGCCGAUGCUGUGGCACACGGAGUCAGGGGCGGUCCAAUGGGACGCAGUCCUUCCUGAGGACCUUCAGGAGCUUCGGCUGGUGUUGGCCCCGGAUGAGGGGGGGCCCUUAUGGGCCGGGUUCCAAUGGCUCGCCAAGAGGGGAUACCGCAUCAGUUUUCUGCCGGAUCUUAUGCACAAGCUUCAGAACAGCUAUCUUCGCCUGCUGAAGUGCACGCCGUCCGUGAAAAGAAUGUACACGCUUACAUCUUGGCUCAUGCGAGCCAAGCGGGCCACCGAGGACGAUUCCUUGAUGCAGUUGUUUGGGCCCAGCAUCCUGAAGGAGAACGGGUUCCCUGCCGAUUUGGGAAGUCGCGAGUCUUUCGAGAAAGUUUGCGAGAUUCUGGGAAAUGCGACAAGGUCUGUGGCUUCCCUCUUCGACCGAGGGAGGUGGAUCAGUUGGGGACACGCCGCCCGCAAGUUCAAGAGAAGCUACUCGUGCACGCUCUUGAUGGUGUACUGGGGUCAGGAGGGUGUCAACCCCUUCGGGGGCACCGACGGAGCGAAACAGACCGGCGACUCCGGCGAACAGUACGACAAGAUCGUCGAUCUGUGUAUCAGAGCCCUUGUCGACGAGAGCUCCCACGACCUCUACAGAUCCUUGGAAUUCCACUCCCGCCCCUGGUGCGACCUCGGCAUCCAGAUCGAGUCCUUCGACGGCAAGGUCGCACGACAUGUUCGGGAAGCCUUGGGCUCUGAAGCUGCUUCGUAUCUGGACGCCCCACCCGAUGUGGAGCUGCGAGACAACGGCUUGGUGGAGGUCGUCAGUCGCCGUGGCUACGUCAAGCAGAGGCUUCUGGAAGACCACUUGACGGCCACCCUCGCCUGCUGCUUCGAGCUCGAGAGCUACGCCAGACACCUCAGAAUGGCACCGCACGCCUGUGCCAGUCUCUUGGCCUCGGGCACCACUGGCGAGAGCCUCUUGCCAACACAGACAAACUUGCUUGAGGCCGUCAAGGCCGAAUGGAGCUUGGUGGUGCGAAUGGAGGGCAAGGUGGCGACCGCCGACCUCUUGCAUCAGCUCUGCCCCUACGUGCUGCACCAGUGCUAUAGGGAGCUCAUGUCCAGCUUGGCUGCUGCGGACUUCUGCCUGACUGCGGAAUGCCGUGAGAUGGUCUCUGCUUGGUAUCCCGGUCUCUCGCAGUCGUCCAAUGUCGAGGACGUGUUCAAGUCGUGCGAGGAGGCCUGCCGUCGCACGAAAGCUGGAGCGGCGAGCAUGCCGAACUUGUCCAUCGUCGCGAUGAGGGCCUUGAUGCAGAAAAUGACAAACGGCGAAGGCCAAGCUCGAUCUGUGGUGCUGGAGGGUUCUGAUUUUGAAGGCCCAGAGGUGAAAGCACUCAAGUCAAAGCUGUUCUCCCCGGAGAGCUUUACCGGCGGACUCCUGGAAAGAAAAGAGAUGUCCCUGGAUGACCUCUUGAAGGACAACACCGGCACGACUGCCUUCAACCACAACAAGCUCCACCUCAACAACAUGCAGGGACUUCUGCUGGCCGACAAGAUGGGCAUCGAUGUGGAGGUUGCCGCCAGAUCGUUCUGGGUGCCUCCGCUUUGCCAACGUGGCAUGCUGUUCAGUCUUGAGAAGGGGGGCAAGUACUUCCUUUCUGUCGGCUCCACCCCAGCUGUUUGCCAUGCAUCCUGCCUGCAAGACGCACUGCCCCUGCAAGAGCUGGACUUGCAGUUCUGUGGAGAGCUGCCGCCCGAGACGCUGAAUGAGCAGGAGGUGCCCACUUCGAGCCGGGAGCAGCAGGAUCCUUUGCAGACCAACGAGUUUGUCAGGGCUCUGAAGGUUGAGGUGAACGAGAAGCCCUUGCAGUUGCUCCUCACGAAGUUCUGGCAGGCUGCCUGGAAAAAAGUGCGAGUCUUCAACUACUCGGUGCACCUCAGCCCGGAUGGCUAUCUUCUGCGACGGUGCCAGAACGACCUGCCUCUGGUGGCAGCUCUGAUGAAAUCCGGAGGGAUUCUGAGUCUGACUUCAGAUGCUCUUUCACGCGUCUUGGAUGAAGCAGGGUCAAGUCUCAGAAAGAGCGCCACAAAGACUCAGAAGAUCCGUGCCGUUUGCUCCUUGGCUGUCGUGAAACAGCACGUGAAGCAGAGCCGCAUCGAUGAGAUUCUGGAGCAUUGCCAGCAGCUGGAUGACAAGCGACUGCAGAAGAUCGAUGCCGCUGCCGCCGAUGCCGAAGACGAUGAGGAGGAGCAGCCGGAUGACGAG
This is a messenger RNA of Symbiodinium sp. CCMP2592, 3753 nucleotides long. The record is from the annotation of a GenBank genome assembly. NCBI's taxonomy places the organism in Eukaryota, Dinophyceae, Suessiales, Symbiodiniaceae.